AUGAUGAUGAUGUUCCCUUAUCGCCGCCUCCAGUUCCCAAUAGCCUGCUCCCUGGCACUGCUCCUGCUGCUCAAUGGUCAAGUGGCGCUGGCCAACGACGACUUUGUAGUGGCAGGAUAUCUCCCGGAAUACAGAUCGUACAUCAAUGUCAACAAUACGGCGGCAGUCUUGACGGAUCUGAUCGUAUUCUCAUUGCAACCGGAUGAUCAAGGAAAUCUGGGACCUUGUUGUCUGGAGCCACAUCAUUUUGCGCAAGCCAGAGAAGCUCGGGCGUACAAGCAAGAACAGUUUCCAGAUGCAAAACCAUUAAAGCUGUGGAUGUCCAUUGGUGGCGCUGGUCGCAGUGCCUCAUUUCCAAAGAUUGUGGCGGAUCAGGCUCUCAGGGAAAAGUUCGUUCGGAAUAUCAAGGAAAAAUUGCUAAAGGAACAAUUCGAUGGCGUGGAUAUUGAUUGGGAGACACCACUAGGAAGUGAUGACGACCAAAACUUUGUCCAUCUAGCACGAGACCUGUACAAGGAAAUCAUUCACAAGUCUGGGUUACAGGUCAGCGUGGCGCUGCAUCCGUAUCACGUCUUUGAAAACCACAACUUUUACAGUCACAUUACACGCAUCAAUCUAAUGACAUACGACAUGGUCGAUGGCAGAGGUGGUCAUCAUGCCGAAAUGAAGGGUAUCACCGCUUCCGUCAUGCACUUGCUCAAAUACAAAUGCCCCGCCGACAAAAUUGUGCUGGGAAUUCCAGCGUAUGCCCGACACGGACGCAAUCCGGGGCAAGUCAAAACCUAUUCCGAAAUCGUGGAUGCCAUUCUCAAAACCAACCCUGACGCUGACUUGAAGUCUGUGGCACAACGAUCCGAAUUCAAGGGAUACCUCUACGACGGUCCAAAUGAUGUUCGGAGAAAGGUAGACAUGGCGGUGAAGGAUGGACAUGCUGGCAUAUUCUUUUGGGAAAUUGGACAAGAUAAGCAACAUGAGGAAUGGGCACCCAGUGGAAUCUUGCUAGAAGCGGCAGGGGAGCAGGUGGCCAGCAGUAUGGCUUCCAUGGAGUCGAGUGAACUGUAA
Messenger RNA from Seminavis robusta, 1062 nucleotides. Lineage: Eukaryota; Bacillariophyta; Bacillariophyceae; Naviculales; Naviculaceae. The record is from the annotation of a GenBank genome assembly.